GCGGGGCCCCCGGAGGCGCCAGCGGAGACCGACCGCGACGGCCCCAGGAAGGAGGACGAGCCGAAGCUGGCGGCCGGCCGGCAGGUAGGAGCAAGCGAGGCGAGUCCGGCUGCUCGGGCGCUUUCACCUUCGCAGAGCGGGAUCGGGAGGGCUUGGGGUGAACCAUCCUCCCCGGGCUGCGGCCGGAGCCUUCCCCACAAGGCUGGGCUGAGGCUUUCUCCCUCGAGGCAGGAGUGGAGGCUGGAUCUCUCUCUCUAGAGCCGAGGCUCGGCCCGUCCUGUCCUCCUGAGACCCGGCUGCCUGCCGUCUUCUCCCGCCGCCUCCGGGCUGGAGCAGAAGCCAAACGUCCUGGUCGAGCACCCACCCCGGGGCCGGACUCUGAUCCUGAGGCCACAGCUCAGCUCUCUGCCCUUUCCCUUCCCCUGGGCCCACCUGCUCCCCACCUCACCCACAGGCCAUCUCGGGGCGCUGGAGCCUGAAAGGCUACAGCCUCUUCCCUCCCCCGCGCCGGGAGCGGCUCCACCCCUUCCCCUCACUGCCGGCGGCCACUGCCCCCUCAGCAGCUGUGCCCCCAGCGUGUGUCUCCUGGGGCCUCCCUGCUCUCCCUGCCCAGCAGAGCAGUUGGAGCAGACAGGCAGGCUACCUAGAAGACUGUUUGGUGGGGCCCUGCCCUGAGGUGGAAACCCAGCAAAGCCUGCCCUUUCUCCCCUCUAUAACCCUGAUCCACAAGGCGGCCCACCCCAUCCUCAGAUCCUUGGGUGUGGCAAAUCCUGCAGGUAGUGAGCAGUAGGAGAAUUUCCAAAACUUUCAACUUGCCACCUGGAAGAAAGUCACUUUCUUUUGAGCAAAGGAGAUAAUGAGAGGUACCCUGCCAGUGUCCACUGAGAGGCCGGGGUGGCAUGAGCCACAGUUGCUCUGGGUGGGUUGUGGUACCUGGGGCUGGGUGGCUCGCCCUAAGCUUGCUCUGACAAAAGAGUUUUGAGUUGGUCUUUUGGCUGAGCCUGCCAAGAAAGGCAGGCUCCUGCAGGAGUCUUGGAGGGUCGGAUGCAGCGCCGGAUGAGGAUGAGGCGUGGCAGAAGAUGCGUUUGGCUCUGCAGACACUGCAUCGGGCAGCAGGGGACUCUGGGAGGCUGGUGCAGCCAGAAGGCAUGGCUCUUGACAGCCUUCUAGUAGAAUCUCUGGAAUUAUGCAUGUUCCCCCCACCUCCAGCCAGUCUGUGCAGACCUGCUGCCUGCUGUGUCAUCGAGAACGCAAAGGCUGGGAAGAAGGCCCUUCCCAAAACGGACUGGUGUUGCAGGCUCUCAAGACUCCCCAAAGGCCCACAGUUGACAGGCAGCCUCUGCCCCGACCAGAGUGUCUCUCCCCAGUAUCCACACACGUCACUUCAGUGGGAUCACCACAGCCCCUCCCGGCAAAGACCUGGCCCACAUUUGCCCUUGCACCUGGAGCAGUGGGAAUUGUGCUUUGGCCACCGCGUGGGGGCUUGGAGGAAGAGGCACUCCUGGAUCUCCUUGUCACACACAUCCUGCAAAUCACAGUCUUGUGGGGGUGACUCUCAUUCUUCUUCGUCUUCCUCUUCAUCGUCCUCGUCCUUGUCCUCCUCCUGCCAUGGGAACUCAGGGGACUGGGAUCCCAGCUCAUUCCUGUCAGCACAUAAGCUCUCAGGCCUCUGGAACUCCCCGCACUCCAGUGGGGCCGUGCCAGGCAGCUCGCUCGGGAGUCCUCCUACCAUCCCCGGUGAGGUUUUUUCCAUCUCGGAGCACCACCGGCAUUCAGACCUCACUGCUCCACCUAAUAGCCCCACCGGCCACCAUCCACAGCCAACGUCACUGAUCCCAUCUCACCCCAGAUCCUUUGGCUCACCACCCCACCCACACCUGCUGCCCACCUCCCCAGCAGCACCUUUCCCUGCCCAGGCUUCAGUAUGCCCUGUUGCUGCUGCUGCUGCCCCUACCACUCUAGGGGCCUGUCAGAGCCCCCACCUGUCCUCUACCAGCAUGCCGCUCCUGAAGAUGCCUCCACCAUUCUCGGGGUGCAACCACCCCUGUAGUGGGCACUGCAGUGGGCACUGUGGCGGUCCUCUCCUCCCACCACCGAACUCUCAGCAGCUACCUAGCACUCACAGCAGGGACCCCGGGUGCAAGGGGCACAAGUUUACACACAGUGGCCUGGCCUGCCAGCUACCCCAGCCCUGCGAGGCGGAUGAGGGGCUAGGCGAGGAAGAGGACAGCAGCUCAGAGCGUAGCUCCUGCACAUCGUCCUCCAUCCACCAGAGAGAUGGGAAGUUCUGUGACUGUUGCUACUGUGAGUUCUUCGGCCACAAUGCGCCACCCGCCGCCCCGACGAGUCGGAAUUAUACCGAGAUCCGAGAGAAGCUCCGCUCGAGGCUGACCAGGCGGAAAGAGGAGCUGCCCAUGAAGGGGGGCGCCCUGGGCGGGAUCCCUGGGGAGCCUGCCGUGGACCACCGAGAUGUGGAUGAGCUGCUGGAAUUCAUCAACAGCACGGAGCCCAAAGUCCCCAACAGCGCCAGGGCUGCCAAGCGGGCCCGGCACAAGCUGAAAAAGAAGGAAAAGGAGAAGGCCCAGUUGGCAGCAGAAGCUCUAAAGCAGGUGAAUCGUAGUGUUUCUGGAAGCCAGGAGCCAAGACCUACUAGGGAGAGGCUCUUGGAGUGGCCCGACCAGGAGCUGGAUCGGGUCAACAGCUUCCUGAGCAGCCGUCUGCAAGAGAUCAAGAACACUGUCAAGGACUCCAUCCGCGCCAGCUUCAGUGUAUGUGAGCUCAGCGUGGACAGCAAUGGCUUCUCUAAGGAGGGGGCUGCCCAGCUAGAUGCCCAGAAUCUACUCUCCUCAAACCUCAGUGGCUCCUCAGAGCAACAGCCUGACAUCAACCUUGACCUGUCCCCUUUGACUUUGGGCUCCCCUCAGAACCACAUGUUACAAGCUUCAGGCGAGCCAGCCCCACCAUGGGCAGAAAUGAGAGUCCCUCACCCACCGUGGACCGAGGUGAGGGGCCCCCCACCCGGAAUCAUCCCUGAGAAUGGGCUAGUGAGAAGACUCAACACCGUGCCCAACCUGUCCCGGGUGAUCUGGGUCAAGACACCCAAGCCAGGCAACCCUAGUUCUGAGGAGCCAAGCCCAAAGGAGGUCUCCCCUUUCAAGCAGGAGCCUCCUGAGACUGUGGCCUCAGGUGGAAAGCUGCGGAAGAGCAAAAGACAGGGCAGUCAGGCCAAGAAGAGUGAGGCGAGCCCAGCCCUCCAGUCCCCGGCCAGCCUUGAGGCUCCUAGUGCCAAGGGCCAGACCCCCAGCCCCAAACAGCCAGGCAAGGCCCUAGAGCCUCCCAAAGUGGGCAGCUGUGCCGAGGCUGGAGAGGGGAGCCAGGGGAGCCGGCCAGGACCAGGCUGGGCUGGCAGCCCCAAAGCUGACAAGGAGAAGGGCAGCUCCUGGCGAAAUUGGCCAAGUGAGGCCAAGGCACGGCCUCUGGAACAGGAGUCUGUGCAGCCCCCAGGCCCCGCAAGGCCACAGAGCUUGCCGCAGGGCAAGGGCCGCAGCCGCCGCAGCCGCAACAAGCAAGAGAAGUCAGCCUCCUCCUUGGACGAUGUGUUCCUGCCCAAGGACACGGAUGGGCUGGAGAUGGAUGAGACUGACCGGGAGGUGGAGUACUUCAAGAGGUUCUGUUUGGAUUCUGCAAAGCAAACUCGUCAGAAAGUUGCUGUAAACUGGACCAACUUCAGCCUCAAGAAAACCACUCCCAGCACAGCUCAGUGAGCCCCUGCCGGGUGGAGCUGCUUCAGGGUGACCUGAGACCCCAACUGCCAACUGAAGGUCUACAGUUUCUUUCUCCAUAUCCCUACCCACCCGCAAGACCUUCCCUGCUCCCUGCCAUCUGGGACCAACCAAAAGCUGAAUGGAUGCCGUGCCGUACUGGGGUCUCUCAGGACCCCGUGCAGAG
Messenger RNA from Diceros bicornis minor, 3948 nucleotides. RefSeq names its product family with sequence similarity 193 member B (gene FAM193B). The record is from RefSeq and is a predicted model, not a curated record. Gene Ontology annotation, cellular component: cytoplasm; nucleus. The transcript is spliced from 11 exons. The coding region runs from base 1080 to 3764 and encodes 894 amino acids. Lineage: Eukaryota; Metazoa; Chordata; Mammalia; Perissodactyla; Rhinocerotidae.